Molecule: messenger RNA, 1591 nt
Organism: Rosa chinensis
Lineage: Eukaryota; Viridiplantae; Streptophyta; Magnoliopsida; Rosales; Rosaceae
Product: indole-3-acetic acid-induced protein ARG7-like
Exons: 1
Coding region: 1160-1411 (83 amino acids)
Biological process (GO): response to auxin
Source: RefSeq, a predicted model, not a curated record
UUCAGUUCCCAGGGUACGUCAAAGGACAACAGAUGAGCAGGUAGUGGUAACAGCAAAUCCAGAUAACUAAACGAUAAGCAAGCAAUACUUAUUUGAACAUUCGCUUUCAUUAGUUAUUGGGGGAUUCUUUUCUAAUAGAUGGAGUUCAUUCUAAUCAUUAUAGAAUCAAUGUUCCUUAUCUCCAAUUCUGAUUCUGAAUUAUUCUAAUCAGUACCGGCCUGUCUGAUUUUCUCCUCAUGCUUGACCAUCAAAAUGAACUUUCUAGACUGACAAAACAAAACCAAUACUUCCUCAGGUUGUUGAAACAAGAGAGAUCGGAGAUUGUACAAGAAACAAAGAACGUAAUGCUAGGCCGGCAUCAUGCUCCCAUUCAAGAUAUAUAGCAAGACUAUAAUUCAGCACCACCAAUUCUAGUUAUGGCUUGUGAGCAGCAUUAAUCAUCAAUGUUGGACAGAACUGUAUGUCUAAAGCCUGCUGCCUCUUUUCAUGGAUAGAAAUUUCACUUCCGCUAGUCGCUUUCUUGUAUUUUCUGUAUGGGGUGUUGGGAAGGCAUGUUUUUACAAUAUUGGACAGAGUUUCUUCUGUAGCAUAGUUAUGUGAAAUUGAUGGGAGGAUGCUACCUUACGAGAAUGGCAAGACAAACCCAUGUGAUAUCGUGAUUUCUCACAAGCUAGUGACCCUCAUUCGAGCACUAAUUUAAUGUACCUUCUUCACUACUUACAUGCUUCAUGAAUGUAGCUAAUGACUGCAACCUCUUAUCAUAGCCCAGGCUUAUCUUUCAAAAUAGAUUGGUAGAUCAAUUGAAAUCUGUGGUAGCCCUCUUCUUGUCUGCUAUAUAUCUAAAGGAGGUAGGGAACAAUGGUUAUAUCCAACUAUGUAGGUUGGUACCAUUUAUAUGUGAUUUGAGUAGGAAGACAAACCCAUGUGGUUUCGCACAACCUAGUGUUCCUACCUGGAGCCCAUAUCAAUGCCUCUUAACCACUAAUUUCAUGUAGCAGAUGAUUUUCCACAUACCAUUCUCUAUAUAUACACACAUGAUCAGGUUCAUAAGCAAACUCGUCAACUCCUCUCCUUGCAAGCAUCAAAUUAAGCUUUCUCUGUUUCUCAAGUUCUUUGAAUUCAUUUCUUCCUUCUGUGAUCACUUCAGUAUACAGAUACCAUGGGUUUCCGAUUGCCUCGAAUUGCUAGCACAAAGACAUCAAAUAUCCCAAAAGGCUACUUUGUGGUCUAUGUUGGAGAGAGCCAGAAGAAACGAUUUGUGGUUCCAGUAUCAUAUUUGAACCAACCUUUGUUUCAGGAUUUGCUGAGUCAAGCUGAAGAAGAAUUUGGAUACCAUCAUCCAAUGGGUGGUAUCACAAUUCCUUGCAGUGAAGACACCUUCAUGAAUCUCACUUCCCGCUUAAGUGUGUAAGUAAACACUGAUGAAGCGGAUCUUGGAUCCAAAACAUCCUCAUUUUGAAACUCGCUGCUGAGUCAAGAUGAAGAAGAGGCUUCGGUUGAUAAUUUGAUCAUCCACUGAAUCAAAUCACUCGUGUGGAGGGGAAACCGGCCUGAUGUAUUCUUAAAGCUGCUGAAGAAAGAUUUCCAAAUU